Messenger RNA from Scomber japonicus (chub mackerel), 1245 nucleotides. RefSeq names its product potassium inwardly rectifying channel subfamily J member 8 (gene kcnj8). Gene Ontology annotation, biological process: potassium ion import across plasma membrane; regulation of monoatomic ion transmembrane transport. The record is from RefSeq and is a predicted model, not a curated record. Gene Ontology annotation, molecular function: ATP-activated inward rectifier potassium channel activity. Lineage: Eukaryota; Metazoa; Chordata; Actinopteri; Scombriformes; Scombridae. Gene Ontology annotation, cellular component: plasma membrane. The transcript is spliced from 6 exons. The coding region runs from base 1 to 936 and encodes 311 amino acids.
AUGGGUGUGAAUGUGAAGUCGUUCACGUCGGCCUUCCUGUUCUCCAUCGAGGUUCAGGUGACCAUCGGCUUCGGCGGACGCAUGAUAACGGAACAAUGUCCGACCGCCAUCACCGUCCUCAUCCUGCAGAACAUCGUCGGCCUCAUCAUCAACGCCGUCAUGCUGGGUUGUAUCUUCAUGAAGACGGCUCAGUCCAACCGUCGAGCGGAGACGUUGAUCUUCAGCCGUCACGCGGUGAUCGCCGUUAGGAACAACCGUCUGUGCUUCAUGAUUCGUAUCGGAGAUCUGAGGAAGAGUAUGAUCAUCGGAGCCACCGUCAGAUUACAGGUGGUGAGAAAGACGACGACACCGGAGGGCGAGGUGAUCCCCAUCCAUCAGAUCGACGUCCAGACUGAGAGCGCCAUCGCCAGUAACAGUCUGUUCCUCCUCGCUCCGCUCAUCAUCUGCCACAUCAUCGACAAAACCAGUCCGCUGUACGAUCUCUCCGCCAUGGAGCUGCAGUGCAGCGACCUGGAGGUGAUCGUCAUCCUGGAAGGCGUGGUGGAGACGACGGGCAUCACCACGCAGGCCCGGACCUCCUACGUCUCCGAGGAGAUCCAGUGGGGUCACCGCUUCGUUCCCAUAGUAACGGAGGAGGAGGGCGUGUACUCUGUGGACUACUCCAAGUUUGGAAACACAGUCAAGGUAACGACGCCUCGCUGCAGCGCCAGAGAACUGGACGAGAAGCCUUCGAUCUUAAUCCAAACGCUGCAGAAGAGCGAGCUGUCGCACCAGAACUCGCUGAGGAAGCGUAACUCCAUGCGACGCAACAACUCCAUCCGUAAAGGCGCCGGAAGCAGCGGGAGCCUCCGCAGGAACAACUCGGGCCUCGCCUCACCCAAAGUCCAGUUCUUCACCCCCGGAGACAGCAGCCAAACCCUGAACGCCGUCACCUGACAUGAGGCCUUGGUCCUGCUGGCCGCCCUGGUCCUCCUGGUGGGACGGAGGGUGGCGGGCGUUGGAGUGUCUCCUGCCCUGAUGAUGGGACUCGUUCUCUUUCCGUUCCCCGCCUUCUCUCGACUUCUCUCCCCACACUUUUAUUUUGCUGAUGUCGCUUCACAUGUGGAGUGACGCGUUUUCUUCUUAUUCAGAUUGAACUGCUCGAAUCACUGACAUGCUGCAGUCUAGCACUGAUAUCGCCACCGAGAGACCAGACAUGCCACAGUUUGACCUCUUUGUGUCUCCACGGAUGCAUUAUUAUUUGGU